AACCUUUCUUCUUUAACUUCUCCCUCUCUUUCUCUCUCUCUCUCUCUCUCUCUCUCUGACCCUGCUAACUUUCUAAUAUAGUGAUACUUCUCUCUCUAUCUUUAUUGUUUUCUGGUUGUUUGUUUCUCUUAAAAUCUUCCUACAGUGACUGUACAUUGCAGUUUGUAACAUCACCCUAAAUUCAAGAAAAAAAGAGCAUUGUACAGUUACUGUGUUACUGAGUAGCACACAAUCUGAAAGAAGCCAUCCUACCUCAAGGGUAAGCAGUGUUUCCUCAUUAACUCUAAUGUGACUCAAACUCCUGACUUAUCAAUUGGAAGUGGGGAGGCAUUUCACUAGCUGAGCCAAACUCUCUCAUCUCGACGAGGAACUUUUAGAAGUGGCCAAUUGUUUGAUUUGUAUGUUAUAGGUUGUUUCCUGGAUUUUCUUUUUAGCUUGUGUAAAUUUGAUUCAAUUCCAAAUAAUGGAUAUGAGUAGCAAGAAUGAUACUGAGCAACUAAAGGUGAACGAGGAUGCUGGGAAUUUUCAGUUACCAAAUAUGUCAUUAGAGUGGCAAUUAAGUGACACCAACUUGACAAAUGCAUCCAUUGGAAUGAUCCCUAAAAGUGAUCCUACAGUAGAUUCAUUUUAUCCCACUAUUUGGGAUCGACCUACUAAUUCCCCAAACUUAAGUUUCUACGGUAAUAAUGUUCAAAUUAAUCCUAGCACUACAAAUCCACACGGAAUUGCAGAAAUUGGCUCAGGCCGUGCAAGAGGUGGUGUUGAUAGAACAGUUGGUAUGAGUUGGAAUCCACCGAAUGCAAUGCUGAAAGGGGGCGUGUUUGUACCGCCUAAUAUUGGAAUGCUUCCUCAAAGCUUAGCUCAGCUUCCAGCUGAUUCAGGCUUCAUUGAGAGAGCUGCAAGGUUUUCGUGCUUCAGUGGAGGAAACUUCAGUGAUAUGAUGAACCCUUUUAGCAUCCCUGAGUCUGUGAAGCCUUGUUAUAGGGGACUUGCGCCAACGUGCAGGUCAGAAGAUGUUUUUGCAAGCAACGGAUUAAACUCACCCUCUGCUAUAAACCCUCAGAAGCAGCAUAUGAGAAAUGCGGUUGAAAGUUCCAAGGAUGUUGCUUUACAUAGAGAGCAUGAGACCAAUAAAGAAAGCCCUCUCAAGAAUGAGAAAAAGAAUGAAAACUUUGGUAAGUCUCAGGGUGAAGGAAAAGAAGCAGUUGGAUUGUCCGGAAAUGAGUCUGAUGAAGCUGAAUGUAGUGGCCGUCAAGAGGAAAUGGAAGGCGCUAGGGAGGAGUCUUCCUCAAAGGGCCUUGGCUCAAAGAAAAGGAAAAGAAAUGAUCAGGAUGCUCAACCUGAUCAAAUGAAGGGAGCGCAACAACCGCCAGCUGAACAUGCACAAGAUCAAACUGAAAUUCAGGGGGGACCAAACUUGAAUUCAACUGCCAGCAAACCCGGUGAAAAAAACAGUAAAGAGAGGUCUCAAGCUUCAGAUCCACCUAAAGAAGAAUACAUACACAUUCGAGCUCGACGAGGCCAGGCAACGAAUAGCCAUAGUCUUGCAGAAAGAGUAAGGCGAGAGAAAAUCAGUGAACGAAUGAAGUAUCUUCAGGAUCUUGUACCUGGUUGCAACAAGGUCACUGGUAAAGCUGUAAUGUUGGAUGAAAUCAUUAAUUAUGUACAAUCUCUGCAAAGACAGGUUGAGUUCCUCUCGAUGAAGCUUGCAACAGUAAACCCACAGCUAGAUUUUAAUCUUGAUGGGCUCCUUGCAAAAGAUAUCCUCCAGUCGCAAGCAGGGCCUUCAUCCUCACUUGUUUUUCCACCUGAUAAUAUGACCAUGCCUUAUACUUCUUUGCAUGCAUUGCAAUCCGGUCUGCUUCAGUCAGGUUUUCCUGGUGUGGGAAAUUGUACUGAUUCAUUUCGUAGAUCCAUCAAUUCCCAUUACGCCUCUAUGAGUGGUGGCUAUAAGGAUACUUCAUCUCAGGUACCUAAUAUUUGGGAUGACCAGCUACAUAAUGUUGUAGAGAUGGAAUUCAACUCAAGCGCGCCCCUCAAUAGCCAGGAUUUAAGUUCUCUGCCUCCUGGCCAAAUGAAAGCAGAACCUUGAAAUGUUUUGAACAUCAAUUGGAUACACUUUCUGUUUCUUUGGGGACUAAGGUGCAUAGAUUAUUUUGUUUUUGGGGCUCGAAAAGUUGAACAUUUGGGAAGUUUUCACAUUGAGAGCUCCUCAUAUUCAAGGUGUGCCUCCCCCCUGGCGGAGUUCUGAGUUCAGUUGUACAGCAAGUCCACUAAAAGUUUCUUUUUAUGGGUCAAUCUAUAUAAGCACUAUAUUAUUGGCUCCAAGGACCGAAGAUUUAUACACAUGAUCGAAAUUCUUCCUUCAACAAGAGCAAAUGAGGGUUCAAGAAUUUAGGCGUUCGGGAUAAUAAGUGCAAAGGAGAUUAGUCAAUCAUUCAUAUUUAGUUUUAAUCUUGGAUCUUUGAGAUGAAAUGGUUAUGUUUCUCAAAUGUAUUGGAGGAAACCUGAAAAUUGUGUGCUUUCGAUGAUAGAAAAUGAAGUUUCAUUCUUUUGAUUCCAA
This is a messenger RNA of Nicotiana tabacum (common tobacco), 2563 nucleotides long. Its product is annotated as transcription factor bHLH49. NCBI's taxonomy places the organism in Eukaryota, Viridiplantae, Streptophyta, Magnoliopsida, Solanales, Solanaceae. Gene Ontology annotation, biological process: regulation of DNA-templated transcription. The record is from RefSeq and is a predicted model, not a curated record. Gene Ontology annotation, molecular function: protein dimerization activity; DNA-binding transcription factor activity. Gene Ontology annotation, cellular component: nucleus.